AUGCCACUAGCCAAAUUCGUCGGCGCCCAGAAGCUCGUCGUCGACGAUGCCAACGAGGCAGCUAUUGUCCCUGCCGCUCAGGAGUUCCCUGAGGCAGACAUCCCUCAGGAAGCUCACCAGUCGACUGACGCCCUACUGGCCAACCUCACUCAGCUCGAGCUCAGCAACAAUUCGCCCCUUACUUACGCAGACAACCGGAAUUUGGAGAAGCGUGCUGAACCCAACAACAAGUGCAAAUUCUUCCCCGGCGACUUUUUCUACCCCUAA
Molecule: messenger RNA, 267 nt
Organism: Colletotrichum orchidophilum
Lineage: Eukaryota; Fungi; Ascomycota; Sordariomycetes; Glomerellales; Glomerellaceae
Exons: 2
Coding region: 1-267 (88 amino acids)
Source: RefSeq, a predicted model, not a curated record